AAACAGCCCAUCUCGUCGCUCACCAAGCUCUUGCUGGAACUGUCUUCUACUACCACCCUGCCCAGUUUGCUGAAAUCAGCUUCAGAAGUCUCACUUGACCAGAAGCUGCUGCUGGGUACUAUCACGCCGGGAAUAAACGGAACACUCUCGGAUCUCUCUGGCAUUUCGAAAUCUCGUCCACCAUCAAAUAAUAAUGAUGGCUCCAACGCUUCGCCGUUGACGAUUUCCAUCAAGACCAAUGCAACUAACGGCGUAACCAACGGCUCUGUGGUAAACGGAGAUUCUUCAACCCCAAAAUCAACGUCAGUGGUUAAUGGAUUUGAUCCUCUACCAGGAGCAACGUCUAAUUUCACACCUAUUUCGCCCAAAAAUAACACCAGACCUUAUGCCAACUCAAUCUCCAGUAACUACGGCAAUGCUGUACCUUCCAACAUUACGUCAACCUCCAGCCCCAGAGUCAUUCGUAACAACUCUGUUUCUCACUCAUCGUUUCUUGCUUCCGGCGGAUACGGUGGAGAGAGUUUACUGUCGUCAAUUCCGUACUCUGCUCCUGGCGGAAGAGCGAAUAGCACUACCGCUGGAGUUCUGUCAAUGGGAAAUACUGGAUCAAUCCACAGCAAUUCUCUGAGUCUGACGCUAUCGACGUUGGGGGAGCUGGUUUCGUCUGGAGCUCACAUUCCGAAUUUGCCGAACGGCCAGCCAAUUCAGUCGAUUCACAUCCAGUCUCCACAAGUUAGUCUGCUGGCGAUUGAGCCUCGAUUCGUUAUCUCUAAACAGAGGGUUGCACAGGCUCAGGCUGCUCAGGCAGCUUCUUUGAGUUCUUCGCAAAGAUCCGGCUCUCAGUCUGGUCUUUCCUACUUUUUCUCUAACAAGACCAAACCGGCCACGAAACGAGAAUCAACGUCUUCCACUGAUUUGGGCUCGUUCUACAACAACUCGUACCACGACCAAGUCAUUGCCAGCUCGCCAUCCUCAAUUUCUUCUCUGGAGUCACAGGCUUCAUUCACCCCUCAAACCAGACACAAUUCUAUGGCCAACUUAAAGAGGUUCUUCAAGAAGUCCAAUACACCUCAAGCUACUUCUCCAGCCGUUUCCAACUUGUCCAGCUCGUUAAGAUCCGCCGGAGUUUCACCUGGAGUGUCUAUUCCCUCUACCUCCGGUAUCAGCACACCCGGUAGUGGAUACCAGCCCGGAUCUUAUGGGCCCUCUAUCUCGACGUCGUCUUCUAACGCUUCGUACUCGCAGUCUCCCGGUGGUACUGGAUUCACUGUGGGUGGUGGUUCUAUCAGCAGAUCGUCUUCUAUUCUUCAGAACAAGAUCUCCUACCAAGAGAGAAGACAGUCUGUUCUGACGUUGAUCAAUUCUCAACAACAGCUUCCUUUCUCUAAGAGGUAUGGAAAGUUUGGUGAGUCACUUGGUGCCGGAGCUGGUGGAGCAGUCAAGUUGGUCAACCGGUUAUCAGAUAAGAAGGUGUUUGCUGUUAAAGAGUUCCGUGCCAAGUAUCAGAAUGAAUCAAAACGUGACUAUGCAAAGAAGAUCACUGGUGAAUAUUGUAUUGGUUCCACUUUGAAACAUCCAAACAUCAUCGAAACUGUAGAAAUCUGUUAUGAAAAUGAGCGUAUCUAUCAAGUCAUGGAGUACUGUGACUUUGACUUGUUUGCUAUCGUAAUGUCUAACAAGAUGUCACGUGAAGAAAUCAACUGUUGCUUCAAGCAGAUCUUGUCCGGGAUCCACUAUUUGCAUUCGAUGGGAUUGGCGCAUCGAGAUUUGAAAUUGGACAACUGUGUCAUCGACGUCAGAGGGAUUGUUAAAAUCAUCGAUUUCGGUUCAGCUGUUGUUUUCUCAUAUCCAUUUACCAAGACUCUUAUUGAGUCCCAAGGCAUUGUAGGUUCAGAUCCAUACUUGGCUCCCGAGGUGUGUGUAUUCAACAAAUAUGAUCCCAGACCUGUAGAUGUGUGGUCUGCUGCCAUCAUCUACUGCUGUAUGAUGUUGAAGAAGUUCCCAUGGAAAGUGCCCAAGUUGUCCGAUAGUAGUUUCAAGUUGUUUGCCUCACGUGGAGAGAUGAUUCCCAUCAGCGAAAUGUUGAAGAAAACACCUCAGGACAUCCAGGACAAGGAGAACUCUGCCGAAGGACUCAAUCUUGAAGACGUAGCCAAAGAAGUUGGGAACAUUGAGAAGAGCGAAGGCAAAGCUCAUACCUCCACUGAAACUGGAGCUGGUAGAUUGCUUCUUGCUUUGCCUGAAGACUGCCGUCCCUUGAUUGGCAGAAUGGUGGAGUUGGCGCCUGCAUGUCGUAUUUCUAUCGAGGAGUGUUUCAAUGACGAGUGGUUGAACUCAGUCAGCAUGUGUACAGUGGAAGCAGCUGUCCUUGAAGAUGGAAGUAGCUCUCAUGAAGUCGUCAGUUGCGAGGACCACGAACACACCAAAGUGGACCAAUCCAAGGCACACAUAGCUGCGUUUGAAAAGAACAAGAAGAAGUAG
Scheffersomyces stipitis CBS 6054 is the source of this 2481-nucleotide messenger RNA. RefSeq names its product serine/threonine protein kinase (gene NPR1). The annotation marks the transcript as partial. Gene Ontology annotation, biological process: intracellular signal transduction; protein phosphorylation. NCBI's taxonomy places the organism in Eukaryota, Fungi, Ascomycota, Pichiomycetes, Serinales, Debaryomycetaceae. Gene Ontology annotation, molecular function: protein serine/threonine kinase activity; ATP binding. The record is from RefSeq and is a predicted model, not a curated record. The transcript is spliced from 2 exons.